Stylonychia lemnae is the source of this 2115-nucleotide messenger RNA. The record is from the annotation of a GenBank genome assembly. Lineage: Eukaryota; Ciliophora; Spirotrichea; Sporadotrichida; Oxytrichidae.
AUGGAGUCAUAAGCUAAAUAAGAGGAUAUAAGAUAAUUAAGAAAGCAGAGUGUGUCAAUAGGGAGUGAUCCUUUAUCUUUAAUUAAUUUGAAGCAGAGCAGUUUCAACAAUGGCGAUGGCUCAUAUAGAAGGCUAGAGGAGAGCAAAAGACUCGGAGUUUAGUCAGUAAGACCUCAAAGCAAUAGUAGGAAGAGCAAUCUCAUAGAUUCCUACUUUGAUCAAAGAGGAAACCAUAAAGAUGAUGAAAACAAAAAGGAGAUGUGGCUUGAAUUAGGAGAAGAGCCCCUCUGCAAAGUCGAUGUCAAGGAAACAGUUAAGGCGACUGAAGGCACUUUAUAUAUAACAAAUUACAGAAUAUACUACAACGAUAAGCAGAAUAUAACGAGUGAGCUGAUGGACUACAAGAGCAUACCGUUUGGAUACAUUCUGAGGCACAAGUUUGCAAGCGAUAAAAAAAACAACUGGCUGGACUUGACGACGAAGGACUAGAGGAAUUUCAAGUGGAGAUUCGAGAGUGCCAUUGGAUAUUAAAACACGAUUGAGAAUCUAAGCAGACACACUGCGAUUAAAAAACACAAGGACCUAUUCUCGUAUGACUACUCCAAAAGGUGUCGCUAGCUAUAGCUUAACUUCACUCAAAUCGGAGAAUCAGACAUAGUUGAUAUCGUCUUCAAGGAAUUCAACAGACAAGGCAUUCUCGAUUAAAGUAGGUUUAAGAUAUAUGAGUUGCCUGAGAAAAUUAGAAUCAGAUAAAGAAUAGAUCUGCCUGCACAGGUUAUAGUUCCCAAAAAACUGACUGAAGAGUAAAUUACUGGUUCUUCAAGAGCGAGAUUCAGUGGAAGAUUCCCAAUCUUAUCUUACUAUAACAGUCAUCUUAAUAUUGCAAUCUGGAGAGGUGCAGAACUUAAUCAGCAAACACCAGUAAAGAGAGACAUUGAUGAUGAAAAUUACAUAAAAGAAAUUAAUAUAGAGAGCGAGGGAAACAGCAAGUUAUACAUAUUCUCCCCUUAUGACAAGGACACCAAGAAUAUUGUGUGUGAGACCGAAUAGGCAUACCCAGAUACCAAAUUAGUAAAGUACGGUUUUCAUUCCUAAUCCAAACUCGCACAAGCUUUUGAAAAGAUGUGGCAGAUUUCCAAUAAAUACGACAAGUCUAAGAAGAAGAGCAAGUUCCUCAGUAAAAUUGAAAAGUCAAAGUGGUUUAACUUUAUCGACAAUAUGAUACUAAAGUCUAUGCUUGUUCACAAGGCAUUAUUGCAGCACAACAAAGGAACGCAAUUUUCAAGGAAUGUGCUGAUCUAUUGUCAAAACGGUUAAGUGGGAUCCUCUGUGAUUUCGUCACUCGCCUAGAUAAUGAUUGACCCAUAUUACAGGACAUUCGAUGGGUUCAGAGCUUUGAUCUUUAAAGAGUGGAUAUACUUCGGUCACAACUUCAUCAAAUACAACAAUCUAAUGACUGAUAUCUAAGGCUUGAAUUACGAUCAAUACUACACUCCUGUAUUUAUUUUGUUCCUUGACUGUGUUCACUAACUAAUCGAGCUUAACCAGACCUAAUUCUAGUUUAAUUCAGAGUACUUGGUCUUUAUGGCAUAUCAUGCAUUGACCAAUAAGUUCUUUGAAUUCAUCCAUGUUAAUCCUACACAGCACUUCUAAAACAUCUUAAAUGAGCCAUUCUAACAAUAGAUUCAGAAAGCAGUUGACUAAACAGUUAACCCUAAGUAGCCAUAGCAGUCAGAGAAUAAAUAAGUAUCGAUUUUCUCCCUAAUUAAUAAAUAAAAAUUCAUAAACAAGCUUUAUGCUCCUGAAAGUAUCGAAAUGAGUGGUUCACUUGGACUUUUCUAUUAAACUAAUCUCCUGAGAUACUGGAGAGGCUACUUUGCUCGAUAUCAAACUGAUCUAUUCACCCAAUUUGACAUGUGCCACAUACAAUAGGAAAAGGUCUUUGACAAUAUGAAGGAAGAGAACAAUGAAGUAGGAAUGAAUCUGAAUAUGUAUUUAACCCGAAUAAAUAAACUCAAGGCCAGUCUUGGAGACAGUGUAGAGUUUGAAAUAGAAGACCAAGAGCUUAUUAGUAGAAUAGAAUAAACAUUAAAACUGAUUGCUGAGUUCUAAUGA